CUUUGUACACAACACGAUACACUUCUUCCUGCUACACCAUAAGCAUCGUAAUAGACAAAGAUGGCCGAACAAUGGGCAACAUCUUCAAAUUCUGCACUUCGUAUCAAAUUGUUAGAUUCAGAACAUCUUUACGAUGAAGCAACAUUUCAUCCAACGUUCACUUAUCCAAUCUAUGGAGAAGCAGAGACAAUCUAUGGAUAUUCAAACUUACAAGUUGAAUUAGGACUCAAGAGUGAUUCACUCUUAUCUGCUUUGACGAUCAAAUAUGAUGCAAAGUUGGAAAGUAAGACGGCAAAAGUUGAUGAUCCAAAAGCUGCAUUAAUGGAAUACUUGCCGAAAGAGGAUGUUUGUGAAAAUUUGAGCGAAUUGGAACAAUUGUCUGCAUCCAAACCUGCUUUUAAGCCUCUCGGACAGAAGAUCCACACGUACACACGCACGACAAAGCCGUCAAACGGGAAGGGUAAAGGUAAAGCACAGGAUCGCACGAUUAUUGGACGAUCAUCCUCUAAUGCAGGUGUAGGUGCUGCCGCUGCUGCUGGUCAAUCAGUACGUACAUUUGAAGUGUAUCAUUGCGAUUGGAAUACGCCAGGCUUUCGCGAAUACCACAGACGGAUGCAAUUAUUCACGUUGCUAUUCAUCGAAGGAGCAAGUUAUAUCGAUGAAGGUGAAAAGAAUUGGGAGUUCUUGGUUGUGUAUGAAGUUACACCUGCAACGUCUAAAUAUCACUUUGUCGGAUAUACAAGCUUGUAUAACUUUUGGUUUUAUCCUUCUUGGCAUCGAUUACGUCUUUCGCAAUUUGUCAUCCUUCCGCCUUUUCAAGUGCAAGGACAUGGUUCGGAAUUGUAUGGUCAGGUAGUCAAAUUGGCAAAAGAACGUGAUGAUAUCGUUGAGCUAACGAUUGAAGAUCCAUCAGAAGCUUUUGAUCGCUUACGCGAUACGAACGAUCUCAAGAGACUUCUUUCACCCGAAGAUGGGUUUUUGUUACGAGCAAAAGAGCAUGUCAAAGGCGGUGCUUUGCGUGCUCCAGUUGAUAAAAAGUGGUCUGAAUCAGAACGUUUACGUCACAAGAUUGCCAAAAGACAAUGGGACAGAUUAGUGGAAAUGUGUAUGUUAAUGAUGUUAGACGAACAAGAUGAAGAACAAAUAACCAAAUUUCGAUUACAAGUAAAAGCACGUGUUUUUACAUUCAAUCGUGACGUUUUACAACAAAUGGAACAUGAAGAACGUAUUGCAAAAUUACAAGAAACAUUUGAAAGUGUUAUGGACGAAUACGGUCAAUUGACCGGAGUUGAUGUUGAUACAAUCAUCGAAUCAGGUCUUGAACCUGAACAUCAAAAUGGAAGUGGACCGGCUGCCAAAGUGGCCAGACUGUAUUGAAUAUUGUUAAUGUACAAUUGUAUGAUGGUGAUUCCGGGUUUGUGUUUGCGUGAUAGAUUUUAAUACAACAGUGCAACAUCUACUCGAUAUCCCUGCCCUUCCCAUCGAUUUUCUGCGUCAUCUUCGACUUCACCCAAGAUGCGAUUAGAUUCUUGUCCCGGUACGGUAUCGCUUGGCAAGACGGCAGGUUGCGUAGGAUCCGAUUGUUCAAGUGAUACGGUAGUACCGGGAUGGGUUCCUGCUCGUGAUUGGUGUGCUGUGAAUAACUUUCUUUGUCGAUCUUCUUCCAUUUUUGUCAAUUGUUGUGCAACCCAUCCUACAUCUGUCAAAGGCGAUAAAUCGUUUGGCUUGUACGGCGGCAAUCUUGAUCGAAUAGCAGUGUAAGGUUCUUCUAAUCCGCUGCAUUCACGAAUCACGCGGAACGGUGAGGCCAGAGCGGGCGUUGAUUGUGAUUGAGAGUCGA
Messenger RNA from Meira miltonrushii, 1840 nucleotides. Its product is annotated as histone acetyltransferase type B. Gene Ontology annotation, cellular component: nucleus. The coding region runs from base 61 to 1377 and encodes 438 amino acids. Gene Ontology annotation, molecular function: histone binding; histone H4 acetyltransferase activity. Lineage: Eukaryota; Fungi; Basidiomycota; Exobasidiomycetes; Exobasidiales; Brachybasidiaceae. The record is from RefSeq and is a predicted model, not a curated record. Gene Ontology annotation, biological process: subtelomeric heterochromatin formation. The transcript has a single exon.